GAGUGAAUGUCACUGUAUAAAUUAUGCCCGCAUGAAUGGAAGAAGAAGCGUGCGCUUUUAUCAAGGAAAGUUGGGAAAAGAAACCCUAGUUCCACCUCACAACCACCGGACCCGAUGGAAGAAAUCACAUCUUCUGCUUCUUCCUCUUUUCUAGUCCCUCUGCCUCAGGAAACCUCACUGGAUCUCCAGCAAUAUCUUCACUUCUUACUGCAGAUCCGACCCGAUGAUUGGGUCUACUCCAUUUUCUGGCGGCCCACAAGAGAUGACCGCGGUUGUCUCGUCCUAACCUGGGGCGACGGCCAAUUCCGAGGGAUGAAAGGCCUCGCAACCCAUAACUCCAACAAUCAAAGGGUGUCCAAAGAGCUCGGGACACCCGAAGGCGCUGAUUUCAGGUCCUCCUCAAACAUGAAUACUAAGUUGGUCCAAAACGAGGUCUGCGAUCUCGAACGGUACUUCAUUGUCUCAGUCACAAGGUCGUAUUCCUCCAAGGAGAGCAUCCUCGGGCGGGCAUUAUGUUCUGGGACUUACAUCUGGCUGUGCGGUGAGGAUGAGCUCGGAUCUUACGAGUGUGAGAGGGUUAGAGAAGCAAGCAUGACUGGAAUCAAGAGCAUUGUGUGUAUAUCAACUCCUCAUGAUACGGGGGUUCUUGAAUUGGGUUCCACCAAAAGACUACAAGAAGAUUGGAGUCUAGUCCACUCAGCCAAAUCCCUCUUCAAUUCUCAUUUCUUGAGCACUGGAAUUAUUCCUCAUGUCCAUGGAGAGCAUCAGUCCAAUGGUGUUCUAAAGGAAGAAUGUUCCACGUUAGACGGAGCUGGCGCUUCACGCUGUGACACGUGUCCUUCAGACACGUUUGGGCCUUGGGGUUUCAAGAGUGACAUAAAAAGAGCGGGCGCGUCGCACAAUAUCACUUCCCCUUGCAAGAGGGCUGCGAUUACAAAGAUGGAGACGGAUGAUGCAGAGCCAGCCCAGUCGCCAUUUCCUUCCCGGUUGAACCAUGUGGAAGCCGAGAGGCAAAGAAGAGAGAAGCUGAAGCAGAGAUUCUACGCCCUAAGAUCUGUCGUCCCCAAAGUCACGAAAAUGGACAAAGCCUCUCUUCUCUCCGACGCGGUGAGUUACAUCAAGGAGCUACGGUCCAGGAUCAAUGAACUUGAGGGCGAGGUCAAGUUUCUGCCCCAAAAGCCUAGCCUGAAUAAAGUGGCCAGCCCUUUAGGCAAUGAAACCGAGAAGACAUUGCAAGUGAGCAAGAUCGGAUGGAGCCCCUCACUGAAUGUUGCCAUGGGUUUGAGCAAGAUGGAGGUGGAGGUGAAAGUGGUAGGCGAUGAAGCGGUGGUUCGGGUCCGGAGCCCGAACCGGGACCACCCGGCUGCGAGGCUGAUGGACGCACUCAAGGAGCUGGAGCUCGAAGUCCACCACGCCAGCCUGUCGAGCGUGAAGGGUACGAUGCUUCAGGACGUGGUGAUCCGGACGCCGAUUGGGUGGGCGAGCGAGGAGAGAUUGAGAGAUGCGAUUCUUGCAAGAUUGUGCAAGGUAUGACUCAUGGUUAAGGUGUUAGUUGUCAGGUUUGUGCUUUUGUGGUGGUGUUGUUAAUGAUUGAACUUCUGUCGUCAAAUUUUCAAUUGUCGUGUUGUUUGUCCAACUAUUUUUUUUUUUUGGCGAUCAUUCCAUGUUGUACUGCCACCGAAUACAUAUUGUUAUUUCAUGAUCUAAGUGACGGUCCGAUCUAACUUUUACAAAUAGUAUCAACAUAAAUGUUAAAGACCCUACAACAUUACAUCGAUGUUUUAUGUUGGGAUUUAA
This is a messenger RNA of Eucalyptus grandis, 1797 nucleotides long. Its product is annotated as transcription factor MYC2. Gene Ontology annotation, biological process: regulation of DNA-templated transcription. Lineage: Eukaryota; Viridiplantae; Streptophyta; Magnoliopsida; Myrtales; Myrtaceae. Gene Ontology annotation, molecular function: DNA-binding transcription factor activity; transcription cis-regulatory region binding; protein dimerization activity. Gene Ontology annotation, cellular component: nucleus. Bases 7 to 1533 code for a protein of 508 amino acids. The transcript has a single exon. The record is from RefSeq and is a predicted model, not a curated record.